UUCUGCCUUCCGGGUGCGAGGAUAAGCUAACUGGGCAGAGCCGCGGCCGCAGAGCCCGGGCGCAGUCGGAGCGGACGGGUUCCGACGCCAGCGCGAUGUGGCUGUUGCUGCUGCCGCUGGCUGCGCUGCUGCUGGCCGUCCUCGGCAAAGUUUGCAAGGGGUUGUUCUCCGGCAGCUCCCCGAACCCCUUCUCCGAGGAUGUCAAGCGGCCACCCGCGCCCCUGGUGACCGACAAGGAGGCCAGGAAGAAGGUUCUCAAGCAAGCUUUCUCAGCCAGCCGAGUGCCAGAGAAGCUGGAUGUGGUGGUGAUAGGCAGUGGCUUUGGGGGCCUGGCGGCAGCUGCGAUCCUGACCAAAGCUGGCAAGCGAGUUCUGGUGCUGGAACAACAUACCAAGGCGGGAGGCUGUUGUCAUACCUUUGGACAGGAUGGCCUUGAAUUUGACACGGGAAUCCAUUAUAUCGGGCGCAUGCAGGAGGGCAGCUUUGGCCGUUUUAUCUUGGACCAGAUCACUGAGGGGCAGUUGGACUGGGCUCCCACGGCCUCUCCCUUUGACAUCAUGGUACUAGAAGGGCCCAAUGGCCGAAAGGAGUUUCCCAUGUACAGUGGGGAGAAAGCCUACAUACAGGGCCUCAAGGAGAAGUUUCCCCAGGAAGAAGCUGCCAUCGACAAGUAUAUAAGGCUGGUUAAGGUGGUAUCCAGAGGAGUCAUUCAUGCCAUCUUGUUGAAGAUCCUCCCGCUGCCCAUGGUUCAGGCCCUCAACAAGUAUGGGCUGCUCACCCGUUUCUCUUCGUUCCUCCAUGCAUCCACCCAGAGCCUGGCCGAGGUCCUGCGGGAGCUGCCAGCCUCCCCGGAGCUCCAGGCCGUGCUCAGCUACAUCUUCCCCACUUAUGGUGUGACCGCCAGCCACACCACCUUUGCCAUGCAUGCUCUGCUGGUUGACCACUACAUAAAAGGGGCCUUUUAUCCCCGAGGGGGUUCCAGUGAAAUCGCUUUCCACACCAUCCCUGUGAUUCAGCGGGCCGGGGGUGCUGUCUUGACGAGGGCCCCUGUGCAGAGCAUCUUGCUGGACUCAGCUGGGAAAGCCUGCGGUGUCACUGUGAAGGAGGGUCAGGAGCUGGUGAACAUCUAUUGCCCCAUCGUGAUCUCCAACGCAGGAUUAUUCAAUACCUAUGAGUACUUGUUGCCAGAGAAGGCCCGCUGUCUGCCAGGUGUGAAGCGGCAGCUGGGGAUGGUGCGGCCCGGCCUGAGCGUGUUCUCUGUCUUCAUCUGCCUCCGAGGCACCAAGAAGGACCUGGGGCUGCCGUCUACCAACUACUACAUUUAUUUUGACACAGACUUGGACACGGCAAUGGAGCACUACCUCUCUCUGCCUGCGGACAAGGCUGUGGAGCACAUGCCCGUUCUCUUCAUUGCUUUCCCGUCGGCCAAGGACCCGACGUGGGAGGACCGGUUUUCAGGCCGCUCCACAGGGGUCGUGCUGGUGCCCACCUCCUAUGAGUGGUUCGAGGAGUGGCGGGACGAGCCCCAGGGAAAGAGGAGCAGCGGCUACGAGACCCUCAAGAGCUCCUUUGUUGAAGCCGCUCUGUCGGUCAUCCUGAAGCUGUUCCCACAGCUGGAGGGGAAGGUGGACAGUGUGACUGGAGGGUCUCCGUUGACCAGUCAGUUCUACCUGGCAGCUCCCCGGGGGGCCUGCUACGGGGCUGACCAUGACCUGGGCCGCCUGCAUCCUGGUGCGCUGGCCUCCAUGAGGGCCCAGAGCCCCAUCCCCAACCUCUACCUGACAGGCCAGGAUGUCUUCACCUGUGGGUUGAUGGGAGCCCUGCAAGGGGCGCUGCUGUGCAGCAGCGCCAUCCUGAAGCGGAACCUGUACUCAGACCUUCAGAAGCUUGGCGCAAGGGUCCAGGCACAGAAGAAGAAGAAUUAGUUUGGUCAGGGAUGAGUCAGAGGAAAUUUGGCCAGUGCUCUGGCACAGCCCCUGACUUACCCAUGUCUUUCUGCAUUAGCUCCUCGAUCACGUAAAGCACUGUUGUUUUCGAUUUCUGAAUAAGAGGUCCGACACACAAGUGUAGCAUAGAUGGUGCCUUUUUUUUUUUUUUUGGCUGUGCUGCACGGCAUGUGGGAUCUUACCCCGACCAGGGAUUGAAGUCCUGCCCUCUGCAAUGGGAGUGCAGUCUUAACCACUGGACCAUCAGGGAAGUCCCUAGAUGGUUGUUCUUAAACUGAAGCUCUUCCAGCCAGGCAGGUGGUGAUCUUCCAUACCUUUUACAACAUGCUGUCUCUACGAAAGGCCCAGCGUGGGCUACUGACUUGGGGGACUUUAAUGGUUCAUCAAGCAGCGCUCUGCAUCCCACACCCACACCUCCUAACUCUGAGCCAUCAAACCAAAUAUUCUUUUGUCAGGUGGCUAGAACCCUUGAGAGUGUUGGUUGGCUGAAGCAGGGUGGUCCCAUUGGCCCGAGGCUUCUCCUCCCAUUCCCCCUUAGUGCCUCUCCGCGGGAGUUCUACGCAGUGGAGAGAGGGUGCCUGAUGAGCAUGGUUUGGGUUGUAGUUCCAUAGGUUCAGAGGCUCCAGAUCCCAUUUUUCUGGUUCCACUGGCUUUCAGCGGGUGGGGAAACGCCUGUGAUAGGGUCCAUGUGGACGUGGGGGCAGGGAGCUGACAGGACGCAUUAGUUAGCGAGGUGUAUGUUACAGAACAUCCAGUGCGCAUGCAGCCAGGGCCUCGGCUCGUCUUCCUUAUGAUCGGGGUUAAAUUGGGUUUUCACCAUGCCAGCACCAAGAUACCCUCCCAGACCUCAGGGCCUGAGCCUCAAGACUUAGCUUCCUAAAAUACACAGCGAGACCGGGGCGUUCGCAGUCAGGGCAGAGGCCUGGAAAGACAACUUCACUGGGGUUGAUGCAGGUGGAGAGCGCUUUCAAGCCAAGGGUACAGCAAAGGACAAGCCGAGAGGUAACGAGUGUAUUAUGACAAGCCCAGCUACUCCCAACCUAGGACAAGGGCUGCCUGGUGAGGAGGAGGAGCGAGGUUGGCAGUCAGUCAAUCAGAACAUGGAAAAUUACAGAACGUGUGCAAAGCCUGGGAAUGCGUUUCCAGUGUAUUGGUACUUACAUGGGGAUCGGGUGGGAAGGUGAGUGAAGGCUAAAGGUUAAAAAAAAAUGACCUCCCACUUACAUUAGGCCUUAUUUUAAUCAAUUUCAAUACAGUACUAUUAAAUUUAUUAAGGGGGAUUAAGAGGUACAAUAUAAUCAAUAAUACUGAAAUAACUGUAUGGUGACAGAUGGUUACUAGACUUACUGUGAUCAAUUUGUAAUGUAUACAAAUGUCGAAUCACUAUGUUGUAUACCUGAAACUAAUAUAAUGUUGUAUAUCGACUAUGCUUUUUUAA
Eubalaena glacialis (North Atlantic right whale) is the source of this 3384-nucleotide messenger RNA. RefSeq names its product retinol saturase (gene RETSAT). The record is from RefSeq and is a predicted model, not a curated record. The transcript has 11 exons. NCBI's taxonomy places the organism in Eukaryota, Metazoa, Chordata, Mammalia, Artiodactyla, Balaenidae. The coding region runs from base 96 to 1925 and encodes 609 amino acids.